UAACCAGAGGUGUGAACAUCAAGUAACCAAAUAGUGAAUAUAAUCAGUUAACUAUUGACAAUUUACUUUUCCCUGUUCCCGUCACUUUUAUGGUUAAUCGUUUUGUUAUCAUUUCUGUUUUGGUCACUUUUACCUUUUUUCUUAUAUAUAAUAAGUAUUGAAUAGUUUACUCUUGAUUAACUGACCACAUUGACCAUUGAUUGGUCAUUGAAAAUGCCAAUGGAAACUGUUGUUAUCUUUGCCAUUGGAAUAUUAAUUUUAAUAUUUCUUGGUUCACUUGCAGCUCUAAUUGUCAUCUGUCAACAACGUUACUGCCGACGUGACUUUUUAUUCAAAAAUUUGUCCUCCGAUGCUACUCCUGAUGCUGGUCUUCUUGGUCCAUCUUCAUCCUCAUCGAAAACAACAGUUAAUGGUCACUCACUUGGUCCAUCAAAUUCAAUUGAGCUCGAUGAUGUUGCCAUUCAUCCGGAGAUCGAUAAAAUUUUGGCCGAUGCUCGUUGGGUCGAUGAUGUUACCGGACUAAUACCUCAUUGUUUGGCUAUCCUUAAGUCCUGCCAUCAUUUGACUGGUCGGCUUGUUGAGGCAACAAUGGCCGCUCUCAAUAGUUAUCAUCAAGAUGACCAACAGCGGAAAUUAUGGGAGAUCAUUAGAAUCGCUCAGAAAAUAUCUCCACGUGUCGAUGAUGUUGUCCAGUCCAUGUACAAUGGAGACGCUCGGCUACUCGAGGCUCGUUGUUUGGCCGUUGUUUUGUCCGUUUCUCAUCUCGCGACUGUGAUUAAGUACUUGUGUCAUGUUGAAAGUAAUUGGAUUCAAGAAUCACUCGAUGAAUUGGAACAACAAAUGAAGGCUCUUCGGGAAGUUGGUCAAUCGUUAAUCGAAUCAACUAAUAAUGGUUCUAAUGGAGCAAUUAAUCCAGUUUGUUCAGCAAAUGGAGAAGACGAAAGAAACUCAUCACCAACAAAUAGAUUGGAAGUUGUUUUCAACUAAUCAGCCAACAAUCAACAAUCAAUCGUAAUUCAUAUCAACAAUUUGUUUUUGUUUUACCUCAUAAACGGUUGAUUAUCAUCAAGUCAUAAUAAUAAUAAUUAGCAAGAGCCUAAUGGCGAUAAAAUUGGAAUUAAUAUUUGGCCUGUUAAACGGGCUCACUAAUUACCUUUAAUUAUUCAUCUUUUUUUCUUAAGCCAAAAAAAACUCCAUCAAAACUUGUAUUUAUCAAGAUAAUUUAAUCUAAUUAAAUUAAACAAUCUUUUAAUCUUGA
Molecule: messenger RNA, 1258 nt
Organism: Panonychus citri (citrus red mite)
Lineage: Eukaryota; Metazoa; Arthropoda; Arachnida; Trombidiformes; Tetranychidae
Product: transmembrane protein 98-like
Exons: 2
Coding region: 214-987 (257 amino acids)
Cellular component (GO): endoplasmic reticulum
Source: RefSeq, a predicted model, not a curated record